This is a messenger RNA of Linnemannia hyalina, 3903 nucleotides long. Lineage: Eukaryota; Fungi; Mortierellomycota; Mortierellomycetes; Mortierellales; Mortierellaceae. The record is from the annotation of a GenBank genome assembly.
AUGCAUCACGAACAGGCAUCUCAAACGUCAAUCACUACCGCCUACAUCCGUGACCCCUGCACCACAGGCGUCUUCCAGACUUUCCGAAACGGACUCGACGUCGUUCGCAUGGAGGCCAUCCUCCACCCCGUCACUGGAACCUUCGUCGUCCUUUGGGGCGACAUCAAGGUCUGCUUCCCCGGCCUGACUCGACUCCAGAACAAGGAUAUCUACGUUCCCCUCAUCCGCGGCCCCAGUGCCUAUCGAGUGGUCCCUCUUGGCAUUCAGCACCAGCCUGGAGCCAUCAUCGAUGUGAUUUAUGACUCGACCGCCCCAAAGUUGGUCAAGAUCAGGUGUAACAAGAAGCACCCGGAGCAUGAGCCUUCCAAACCCGUGUCUUCUGCUGCCGUUACGGCUGUCGAUCCUACCUCGGUAAUGGUCCGCUCCGUCCACCCCAGCCUCCUGCCAGCGACGGCUCCCGUCAGACCCCAUGUUAUUAAGUCGGCACCUUUGGAGGACACCAUCAGGGCAAUCGACUUGGCCGUCAAAACCACUGGACUCUCCACUUCCAGGGUCCAUCCACAACUCCAACCAGUCCACAACUCGCCCGACUCGGAACCAUCCGCCGAAACCAUCUCCAUGCCUGCUUAUGCCGCCUUGCCCGUCGUGAACUCGAACUCGGACUCAGACUCAUCUGAGGAAGACUAUAUCUCUCCCUCUUUCCUUUCCAAAACACCCCCAAAGGAAAUCGAUCCAGCCGUCGUCAAGAAGUUUGUCAACGCUGUCAACAGCUCAGCUGCAGCAAAUCGCAACCUCAACGCUCACUUUACCGACUUCGGCAACAGGCUGCAAAAACCCAACCCUCCCCUACCAGACGAUAUUCACAGCUUCAGACCUCGGCGAGACCAGUUUCCUAGACCAGCAGUCCAUCAAUUCAUGGACGAAGUCGUGCUCCCUACCGCAUCCGUCGCAGCCCUUGGAGCUGUGAAAGAGAGUUCUCCUGCCUUUCCUCAACCCUCAACCGCCAAUCUCGAUAGCAAGGUGGGUUCCACCUUUUCAGUACAGAGCGCUAUGCUGAACAUCUCUGCCGACUGUGGUAGUGGGAGCUGUGGCGGGAGCGCUUCCCAUUCCAGGAUCUCGACACAAAUCAAGAAACGAAAAGGGCGUGCCUUGAGGCGGAGCAAGGAGUUCCAGAACGCAGAGCAAGACCCUGCAUCAAUUCAGCUGAUGAGCACUUUGGACAUGCAGCAGUCGGUCCUUUCAGACAACACAUUCCGCGACGAGACGACCGUCAAGUCAUCUUUUCCCUCCUCUGCCUCUUCUACCUCCUCUUAUACCACGUCGUCGUCUAACUCCUCUCCUGCCAACUCCAGCAGCAGCUUCACUAUCCACGAUAUGGUUACUCGUCGCGCCAGGGACAUUAUGGCUGCGCGCUACGACUGGCUGGACAGCCCCUGUUCGAGGCUCUUCGUCAUUCUUCCCCGCAAGGGCAACAUUCGCUCGGUGGCGGAGGUCAAAGCCAUGGCUUGGCAAGACUUUGACGUCCAUUUCCUGUGCGACUGCAUAGAUAUCCCUGGAGCCGGCAUUGAUGUGAAUGGCCUCUUUAAGGGCUCGGAUAGGGACGGAACAGGAGCUUUCAUACCACAGUCGCUCAUUUCGGAAGAUGGAGUGGAAAUUGAGCCAAUCCGUUACACAGGCCAUAGCUACAUCCCCCAUCUUGAUCUCGGCGAAUCCGCCGACCUUUCUUUGCUGAAGGACUGCUCGGCGCUCGCUCCGUACCUGAUGGCGGUCCUGGAGAUGCUCGAGUAUGGUAUCGUCAUUGACGGGAAGACCAAGAUGAUGCCCCUGAGGGAUCUAGAGGAGCGGAAGAAGGUCAUGUACUCCAUUGCCUUCUUGGUGGAACACGGAGUCGAGUCGAGUUAUCAACUUUACGCCAAGCGUCCUUCGUCCCUACACGACAUCGAACCCACUCCACCUCUGAAGCCAUCCCAGUUGUCUGACUUUUACCACCAUAGGAUCUCUGUCGAGGUGCCUCUCGGCACGAGAAUCCCUUUCCGGACGCCUGACGGUGAUGUUCGAUGGGUCUGCAGCACGCAUUGGAACCAGUUGACAGUAUGGGAUCAGAUCUCGCGAGCGUUCGACUUUUCCAAAAACCUCGACUCUGCUCAGUCCAUCUUCCACAUGAACCUUGGAGCCUUUGUCCUCACGCUCAAAACAAGAGAGCGAGCUCGAGAGCUUUAUGAGCUUGUAGGCCUCAUGAAGUCAACGGUCAUUGUUUCCUUUUUCCUGGACUGGCAUCUCACGAUCGAAGAUGCAUGUGAGUUGGAGACCGUCCCUUCCAGGCUGCAUGCUUCCUGUGUCAAGAUUCAAGUGCGAGAGUCGGAGGACCAUUAUGAUGACGGCGUUCCCCACUCAGGAUUCGGACACAGCUAUUUCAAGGUCGUCCUAGAGGCCCUCAAGAACAAGCAGAUUGAAGCCUUCAUGAUCGAGAAGAGGGUAACGGCCGACACCACUGAACCUGCCAAUUACUUACAAUCGUUCAAGAGCGCCGUGUGUCUGGACCCGGUUUUGGCUCGGUUCUGUCGUGAGCAGUUGUUCGGCAAGGUCCAGCUUGGUCUGCUCGUGGCGAAUCUGGAAGGAGCCGUCAGUCGGGUUCGCAAGUGCCUUCACGGGUUCCACUCACUAUCCAAGUUAACGUUGGAGACGUCGGACUUGGAGCAUCUCAACAUUGAUUUCAACACUAACGAUGUCAUGGAGGAUGAGGUCGAGGACACGGACUAUAUGGAGCAGAACGAUGUUGAAUACUUCAACAAGCGGUCAAGCGACGCCAUCACUAUGAGGACGUAUCGUUCUGCUGGCAUAUCGCUUCUUCGUUCGACCGCCCUCAAGGACAUCAGCAUUCACAUCUCGUUUCCGGAGGAUGGGCCACGAAUCCGAGAGAUGAUCAAGAACAACCGCCUGCUGAGCCAGAUUGAACUUUCCAUCGAUACAAUGGAUGAUCCCUGCCAGGUGUUUGAGUCCUUCAAGGCGUUAGUGGCCAACCACCCGAGCCUGGUGUCAUUCCGGCUUUGUAAGGACUGGGGCGAGAACGUCAAGUCGAGCUUCAUCUGGCACGACGUAUCGGACCGGACCAAGAUGACGCUGUCAAUCCAGAGUUACUCCAAGGACAAAAUUGGACCGUUGAUUCAAAAGUUUGGAUCUUGCCUGUUGCAGCUGUACAUUCACGGCAUCAACGAGCAGGACUCUGCCAUCUUGGAGAAGGUUAUGGGAUCACGGAGGGGACUCAAACUGGUGUCGAUCACGUUGGUCGAUGCCUGUUUGCUCGACGAGCCGGCGUUGGACGGCCUGGCCAAAGUUGUUAUGAGACUGAACUUGGAGCGAUUGUCGAUUAUGGGCAUGGUGACAGCUCGGAAGGCUGGUCAGCUGGCGGAUUUCAUGAAAGUUGUGGCAGCGAAGAUCACAGAGAUCGAUUUGUUUGGAGAACAUGCCAAAGGGAUAAUGAUAGAGCUCGGCAAACGGCUGCAGUAUAUGUCGACGAUGGAACAGCUGGUGGAGUUGAAACUUACUGGACCGUUCUACGCGGCGACCGAGGAUCUAACGUGGAUGCGGACGUUGUUUAAGAAAGAGAUUCCUUUGAGUACGUUUGAGCUGCAAAAAGUGAACCUGAGCCACCAGGGAUGGAUGACGCUCGCGAAGGAGAUUGAUUUUGGACGUUUGAAGUACUUCCGAAUCAGUCCCGAGGUGUCGCUCAAGCCGGAGGCUAUUGCGACGUUUACGAGCAAGGUUCCAGAAAAUUCUGAGCUGGAGAACUUCCACCUGGACACGGAUGGGAUGAAGGAGGUCCACUGUUUGUCGUACAAGGCGGCGCUUUUGCCCAAAUUGCGCAAGAAGACCGCGGUUGUCAGCAUUGGGCGAUACUUUUAA